UGGAGGGAGUAAGAGUGUUUCCCCUGACCUGUGCAGUGCAGAACUACUCGUGGGGAAAGGUGGGGCUGGACAGCGAAGUGGCCAAACUCGUGGUUGGCGGAGACCCGCUCGCUGUCAUCGAGGAAGGCAAGCCCUACGCAGAGCUGUGGAUGGGUGCCCAUCCAAAGGGCGACUCCCAGAUUAAAGACAACAGGAUACCACAGACCACACUGGGUCAGUGGAUCGCACACUUCCCAGCAUGCCUCGGCUCCAAAGUCAAGGACAGCUUCCAGGGUCAGCUGCCGUUCCUCUUAAAAGUUCUGUCAGUCAACACAGCGUUGUCCAUACAAGCCCAUCCAAACAGGGAGUUAGCCGCUCAUCUCCACUCUCAGUUUCCGGAGCACUACCCAGACGACAACCACAAGCCAGAAAUGGCCAUCGCUCUCACCCACUUCCAGGGCCUCUGUGGCUUCAGGCCAGUGCAGGAGAUCCUUGGAUUCCUCAAAGCUGUCUCGGAGUUCCACGCUUUGGUGGGCAACGAGGCGGCCGAGGAGCUGCGACGCGGCGUGGGCGAUGCAGAUCGCACCAAGCGGGCCCUGAAGAAGUGCUUCACCAGGAUGAUGAACUGCGAGAAGAAGGUGUUUGUGGAUCAGCUCAACAUGCUGGUGAAGAGAGUCACUGAGGAGGGCGCGGCGGGCAAGGACACGUCCAGCAGCAAUGGCGAGCUGUUGCUCCGCCUCCAUUCCCAGUACCCGGGAGACAUUGGCUGCUUCUCAAUCUACUUCCUGAAUCAUGUGGUCUUGGAUCCGAACCAGGCCUUGUUCCUUGGAGCCAACGAGCCUCACGCUUAUUUGUAUGGAGACUGCAUCGAGUGCAUGGCGUGCUCCGACAACACGGUGAGAGCCGGCCUGACCCCCAAAUACUUGGACGUCAACACGCUGUGUGAGAUGCUCACCUACAUCCCCGCUCCCUCCGCCGCCAAAAUGUUCCCAGCAGUCCCGGACAACUCGGACCCUUGCGUGAACGUCUACGACCCACCGGUGCCGGACUUCACCGUCAUGAGGAUACAGGUCCCGGCUGCCAUGAAGCAGUACACCGUGGCGCCCGUCGACAGCGCCAGUGUCCUGCUGGUCAUCGCAGGGGACGCCACCGCCACCUCGGCCGCCGCGCUCUCCGAUCUCACCCUGCGGCGAGGCACCGUCCUGUUCGUGUCAGCCAAUGAGAGCCUGCUCUUGCACGUGACCUCCGCAAUGGACGUGACCAUGUUCCGGGCAUGCUGCCUCCUGUAGGCGUGGGAAGGUACGAACUCAGCAUCUGACGCGCCGGCCUUAAACCUUGGCCGACUUUUUUUUUUAGCGGCGCAAAUAGAUCCAUUUUUAUCCAUCGCGUUUAAAUAAUUGAGUACCCAAAUAAUUCCAAUCGGUGCUAAAUGAAGAUCACAGGAUUUAGAAUUCCUGAUGGCGACGCCAUCUCCUCGCCAUAUUUUCUCAAUUUAAAAUCAUAUUACUUGAAUGUUUGCUACUCACAAAGACAGAAAGAUGGACAAUUGCAGAAAAGGGAAAAGUGGGAGGGACUAAGGCUAGGUUCACACUGCAGGGUAUGAUGCCCAAUUUUUCUUAAAAUACCGUAUUUUUAUGUUAUCGUUUAUAUUACCCCAAAAAACGCAAGGUGUGCCUGUGAAGUGACACACACAUGACGACACACAUGUUUACUCAGGAUGUCCUGAUCAACACUUGUGGCCUCCGAUCCCAAUCCAGUCUUUAAAGUCGCGAUACGAUACUUUGACAAUAGAUUGUAGAAGUGAAACUGUUUUAUAGCUAGUAACUAAAGUAGGGCUGCAACUAGGGUUGUACAGUAUAGUAGCGUGAUACUAAAGUUAAAAAGUUAAAGUACCAAUGAUUGUCACACACACACUAGGUGUGGCAACAUUAUUCUCUGCAUUUGACCCAUCACCUUUGAUCACCCCCUGGGAGGUGAGGGGAGCAGUGAGCAGCAGUGGUGGCCACGCUCGGGAAUCAUUUUUGGUGAUUUAACCCCCAAUUCCAACCCUUGAUGCUGAGUGCCAAGCAGGGAGGUAAUGGGUCCCAUUUUUAUAGUCUUUGGUAUGACUUGGCCGGGGUUUGAACUCACAACCUACCGAUCUCAGGGCGGACACUCUAACCACUAGGCCACUGAGCAGGUUACUAAUGAAUCUUAUAUCCGGUACUAUACCGCCUCUGAAGAGUACCGGUCCGCGCGCCCCGUCGUCGUCACGUCGUGUCAUUGCUGGUUUACGAGCAGACGAGCAUGUUCGGCAGCGCACAAUCACAGAGUACUUACAAGCAGACACAGUGUGUAGACCGAAAAGGGACAACGGACAUUUUGGCUUAAAAACUAACGAUAAAAGUGAAGUUAUAACACUGCAACGCCCUCAGGAAUGGGGGCUUUAAGACAUGGCUAGCUAGCUAGCGGCUAAAGUCCAGCCCCAGUCGGCAGUGUUGUAGCUACUAAUCCUUGUCUCCAUGGCAACAAAUAAAGUCAGUUUCUUACAAGUAUCAUCCCUGCAGGACGAGGAAUAGCUAAACAUGCUUCACUACACGCCGUAGCUCACCGGCGUGACCACUAAUGAUGCCGUUCCUGAAUGUAAACAAACGUCAUUGGCGGAUCUACACUUAACAUCCACUGUAAUGAUACUAAGUACAGGAGCAUAUCUAGUCGAUACUACUAUGAUUACAUCGAUAUUUUUUGGCUUCACAACAUCUUCAUUUGUUUUAAAAAAAUUUAUAUAAUGUUUAUAAAGUCAGGAAAUAUGUCCCUGGACACAUGAGGACUUUGAGUAUGACCAAUGUAUGAUCCUGUAACUACUUGGUAUCGGAUUGAUACCCAAUUUGGUGGUAUCGUCCAAAAUGUAAAGCAUCCAAACAACAGAAGAAUAAGUGAUUAUUACAUUUUAACAGAAGUGUAGAUAGAACAUGUUGAAAGAGAAAGUAAGCAGAUAUUAACAGUAAAUGAACAAGUAGAUUAAUAAUUAAUUUUCUACCACUUAUCCUUAAUAAUGUUGACAAAAUAAUAAGUAGAUAAAUGACACAAUAUGUUACUGCAUAUGUCAGCUGACUAAUUAGGAGCCUUUGUUUACUUACUACUAAAAGACAAGUUGUCUUGUAUGUUCACUAUUUUAUUUAAGGACAGACUUUCAAUAAGAAACAUAUGUUUAAUGUACUCUAAGAUUUUUGUUAAAACAAAGCCAAUAAUGCAAUUUUUUGUGGUCCCCUUUUAUUAGAAAAGUAUCGAAAUAAUUUUGGUAUCGGGGCAACAUUAGCUGCAACGAUUAGUCUAUAAUAAAAAUGUGUCGCCGACAAUUAUAUUUGUCGACAAUGGUCAUCACUCGUGACGCCACACGCAAAAACAUGGCCAGUGAUGACAUGUAAGGUGUGAGAACAUUUCCUCCUCCUCUUGUUAAAACAUGAGUACCUUGCCACUUUUGCAAUGCGGACUUUGUUUUUUAUGGCAGUACAUCUGUGAUACACCAGCAUUUAAAUGGGAACUGCUCUUUUUUUUUUUUGCCUAUCGUUCACUAUCAUUAUGAGACAAGAAGAAAAAAGGUUUUUUUUGCAUUCUAACAUGUAAAAAUCGGCUGGUUCUUGGUGGCUAGCAAUGCAGCUAAUGGGAGCAAUCAAUUCUACCUCUAAAUCACUUUAAAAAUGCAUUCAAAAACCGCCAACAAUACGUCAUUUACGUUCCGUAACCUGUAUAAUAACCAAACCGUAACGACAUUGUUAUUGUAAGAGUGAACACUGAGGAACUCUUUUUCUAGCGUACUAACACAUCGGCAUGCUACGGUAUUAGCUGUAAAAGCUAACAACGGCAAGAGAUAAGCUAGCUACUACGACAACAUGAAGCGUGUUUGAGUGUGUAAUGCACAACAAUGCGAUAGGACACCAAUCUGUACUGAGUGAAAAACAUGAACAAUCAUAUUACAGUAUCUGUAAAGUAUUACCCGACAUUUCAUGUUUUGUUUGUACACAGCUAGCCAGACAACGUAUGUACUGUAGUUGUAAUAACACGCAUGACGUGCUGCGUAUAUCAUGAUCCAUAUUCAAGUGACACACUCAAUGGAUAGUUGUGCGUUUGGUCUUUUUUAGUCGGUUUAUUUGGGUAAGCACUCCAUUUAUGUCGAAAAAGCUUGUCUCCAAAUUCCACAUAUGCAGCUACGAGUGACUUUCACCUCGCUCUCUCUGCUGCUCCAACGUCUCACCCUUCCUUUUGCGCUCGCUUCUAGAAGCAGUAGUUUUAUCAAAUUUGCAAAUGUUUCUAAAUCAAUGACUUAAUACAUUUGUUAUUUCAUAUGAAAUACAAUAUUUUUAAUAAAAUAAAAUGGCGAUUAUACAAUAACUUAACAAAAACUUAGCUCCCGUUUAAAUCGCUUGUUUUUGCCCUCAGAGCCUUCUUGUAUCCAGAGACUUACUCCCUGACUUUGUAAACAAUAGGAACAAGAAAAAUAUCAUUCUAAUCACUUUGGUAUCACUUAUAUACUGAUACCGCACUAGGUAUCAAUAGUAUCGACAUCCGGAUCAUCACCCCUUCUUUAGCUUUAGCGGUUAGCUUCUUGUAUCGUCCUACGUGUUUUUUUCCCGAGCGCCUUCCAGUGAUAAAGAUAGUUGAAAUAAACAGUUUUUUUGCCGCCAUGGUGGUGUGGACUUGUAUCUUAGAAGCGCUCGCACUGUGGAUAGAUGACGCGUUCAUUGCAGCUUGCUCUCAAAUUGGAGCCGGUGUUCUGGCAAGACAUGAUCGGGACAUCACGGGACAUUACGGAAGUUAACGUGGCCCCGUUGCCAGUAGGGUUCAGACCUGGAGUCAAACAUACAUGGACAUACAUACAGUGCAUCCAAACAGUACUCAUGUUACAGCCCUAUUCCAAAAUUCAUUUUUGUCCUCAAAAUUCUACACACAUUACCCUAUAAUGACAGUGUGAAAAUGUUUAUUUAGAGCUUUUUGCAAAUGUAAUAAUAAUUAAAGCUGCAAGCAGCGAUGGACGGGGCCGACUUUGAGGGCUCAUAAAAUCCAAACCGGAGCAGUAAUUAAAACUCUUUUAUCAACUUUUAAUCAGGAGGGUUCAAUCUCUCUCCUGUGCUAAUUUGAAGCCGACACGACAAACGCGCUCGGAGGAGAUAAUGUUUGAAAAAAGGUGACUGUUUUUAACACAACUUUUGUUUUGAAGGGGGAAUUGCAAACUCCCUGUAGAUUUUUGCUGGGGGUUGUCAGUGUAUGAAAUAUAGGUCUAAGUGAGACGUACAUAGAGGUUUUUGUUUCAUGUCUCUACGACAUUCCUACUGGGUGUUACAGGCAGUUUUGUCUGUGCUAGAGCGCAAUUUUGGGGUUUGGUUUUUUGAUUAGAUCGCAAUUUUCGCCAGUCCUGAUGUGUCUCCAAUUUGAUGAGUUUUGAAGCAUGUUAAGGGGGUCAAAUUACAGCUCAAAGAGGCGGCGGUAUAAUAAUAAAACGCUAGAAAUACAAUAGGGUCCUCUGUCCCAAAUAAUACAAAACUAAGAAAUCACACAUAUUUAAGUAUUCACCGCCUUUGCCACGAAGCUCAAAAGUGAGCUCAGGUGCAUCCUGAUUCCACUGAUCCUCCUUGAGAUGUUCCUACAACUAAAUAGGAGGCAAAACAAUGCUCCUUUUGUUCGAGUCAACCUUUUUUUAACCGACAUUUUAGGUGUGGGAGAUUUUAGCACUCGCAGUUUGUGGGGCAUGAGCCAAGAGUAGUGGGACCCUUAAAUUGAAACUGGUUUCCAAUCUUGGUGUGUUUAAUUCGAUUUUUUUUUUAAACUAAACAUGA
Molecule: messenger RNA, 5792 nt
Organism: Nerophis lumbriciformis (worm pipefish)
Lineage: Eukaryota; Metazoa; Chordata; Actinopteri; Syngnathiformes; Syngnathidae
Gene: mpi
Product: mannose phosphate isomerase
Biological process (GO): carbohydrate metabolic process; GDP-mannose biosynthetic process
Cellular component (GO): cytosol
Molecular function (GO): mannose-6-phosphate isomerase activity; zinc ion binding
Source: RefSeq, a predicted model, not a curated record